This is a messenger RNA of Drosophila montana, 1016 nucleotides long. It is a transcript of the gene AIMP1, whose product is annotated as aaRS-interacting multifunctional protein 1. The transcript is spliced from 2 exons. Gene Ontology annotation, molecular function: tRNA binding. The coding region runs from base 31 to 966 and encodes 311 amino acids. The record is from RefSeq and is a predicted model, not a curated record. NCBI's taxonomy places the organism in Eukaryota, Metazoa, Arthropoda, Insecta, Diptera, Drosophilidae.
CAAUGUUUUGCAGCCCUGGUUGCCUCAACAAUGCUGCGUGCCACAUGCAGAAUCGCAUUAAACCUAACUGGAGAUCAGUGCAGAAAAAGCGUAAACAUGGCUGCUUUUCAGAAAAUUGUUGAAAAUAAUCAACGUGCCGAAAUGUUGAUUGACUCAUUAAAGGGAGAGAUGGCGGCAUUACAAAACGAGAUUGUCCAGCGUAAAAAACAGGAGCUGAUUAAAGAGAACGCUGUGCUGGCUAAGGAAAUAGAAGCAGCUCUGGCGCAGCUAGUGGCGCUCGAAGUACGCAAUGGCAAGAGGCAGAUACCGGUGCCCGGAAACCGGGGCAUUUGCACCACAACUGAAACAUCCGAUGCACCUGCGCCUGUUGCGAAUGAGUCGAAAGCAUCCGCCGCUGCCGCUACUCCCAAAGAGAAAAAGGUCAAGGAGAAAAAACCCGCCGCUGCGAAACCAAUUGCUGUGGCGGAGGCUCCAGUGGAUGUCGGACGCCUGGAUAUGCGCGUGGGUAAAAUUGUUGAAGUCGGGCGCCAUCCGGAUGCGGACAGUUUAUAUCUUGAAAAGAUCGAUUGUGGCGAACCAGCGCCGCGUACUGUUGUCUCAGGACUAGUUAAAUUUGUACCGCUGGAGGAAAUGCAGAAUCGUAUGGUCGUUGUACUGUGCAAUCUGAAGCCGGCCAAGAUGCGUGGCGUCACCUCUGAGGCAAUGGUUAUGUGCGCCUCAACCCCUGAAAAGGUUGAAGUGCUAAGUCCUCCAACUGGCGCCGUUCCCGGUGAUUUAGUUCAUUGUGAUGGUUACGUACGCCAACCAGAUGCACAGCUCAACCCGAAGAAAAAAGUGUUUGAAACGUGUGCUCCAGAUCUUAUGACCAACUCUGAGCUGGUGGCUUGCUAUAGGGGUGCACCGCUCCAUGUGCCAGGCAAAGGUAAUGUUGUAGCACAAUCUUUGAAAAAUGUUUUGGUUAAAUAAUUGUUUGGCAUAAUGUUAUUGGCAAUAAAUGCGCUAUGUUUUCCCAGUUA